GGGCUAUGGAGCCUUGCUGAUUCUCAGCUCCUUCAUCCGGACGGUUUCUUCCGUGGCGCGCCUUCGUUCGACUCUCUCUCCAUCGCGGCUCACCGGAACACGAGGAGGAAUCCUUGACCGGAAACGAGGAGCCGGUCGUUUUGAUGUCGGGGACUGUCUCGCUGUCUUCUUCCCCGAUCUCGCAUCGCUUGCGCGCGGCUCCGUCUCAAAGCCUUCGCUGUUCCGCGAUCUCUCGCGGGCGGGUUGUGAGGAUGUCCGCGGCUGCGACGGACAGCCCCGCGCUGUCUUUCGAGAGGAUGGCCGUGAAACCGCCUUCGCACCCGACGUAUGAUCUGAAGGGCGUGAUCAAGCUCGCCCUGGCCGAGGACGCUGGGGAUCGAGGAGAUGUGACUUGUAUGGCCACUAUCCCUGCGGACGUGGAAGUGGAGGCCCAUUUCUUGGCGAAAGAGGAUGGUGUUGUGGCAGGAAUUGCUCUUGCGGAGAUGGUAUUCCAUGAGGUUGAUCCUUCUCUCACGGUAGACUGGUCUAAGAAGGAUGGAGAUUAUAUACAUAAGGGUCUUCAGUUUGGAAGAGUUUCUGGACGAGCAUACAGUGUUGUUGUAGCUGAAAGGGUAGUGCUGAAUUUUAUGCAAAGAAUGAGUGGCAUUGCAACUCUAACUAAGGCAAUGGCAGAUGCCGCACACCCAGCACGCAUUCUAGAGACAAGGAAAACUGCUCCAGUUUUGCGUUUGGUGGAUAAGUGGGCGGUUCUCAUUGGUGGAGGGAAAAAUCACAGGAUGGGUUUAUUUGAUAUGGUUAUGAUAAAGGACAAUCAUAUAUCUAUAGCUGGGGGUGUCACAAAUGCCAUUAGAUCUGUUGACGUGUAUUUGGAACAAAGAAACCUCCAAAUGGAGGUCGAGGUUGAGACAAGGACACUGGAGGAAGUUAAGGAAGUAUUAAACUAUGCAUCUGAGACCAAUACCUCAUUGACUCGGAUAAUGCUGGAUAAUAUGGUCAUACCCUUAUCAAAUGGUGAUGUUGAUGUUUCUAUGCUUCAAGAGGCUGUGGGAUUGAUCAAUGGGAAGUUUGAGACAGAAGCAUCUGGAAAUGUUACUCUUGAAACAGUGCAUAAAAUUGGACAAACCGGUGUGACAUAUAUCUCAAGCCUGUAGAAGAACUCAAGUGUGUUUGUUUCAAAUAAGCAACUUUUCAUCCAGAAAAGAAGUUUGUAGCAGAAUCCAUUUUCAGGAAAACAACUUGGAUAAUGACAUUCCAUGUUUGGUGCUCACUAUGAAGGAUUUUCUUGCUAAAUUGUCAGAGUCGCGGUUCAUGAACAAGUAAGCGACUGUAGUGGCAGUGACAAUAACCAACUGUUGGAGGUGCUUCUGUUGGCCACAGCAGGCUGGCCAAAUAGUGGCGGCUGCUGGUCAGUGGCAACUGUAAAACCCUUCGUAGCUGUAGGAACCCCCUUGGUGAUAGGUGACAAUUGACAGGUUUCAAUUUUAAGAAUUUGAAUAUGCACUUUUUAUUCAUUAGCAGAAGACUUUGCAUUGACCAAUUUGUCUGCGUUAAAGGAUAAAACAUGAUUUUCGUUUUUCUUAUUUUGGCUGGGUAAUAAACGUUAUGUUCUUUUGAUUAGUGAAAAGAAUGUAAAAUUCCUAUAGUUACUUUUCUUUGCGAAAAAGCCUAAACAGUUGAUGUCUUUGUCCAUGUUCCUUCUUUAUGCUAAAUUCAGAAAAGAAUAGCUCUUCUCAUGUCGGAAUCUCGUUCCCUUAAUUCUAAUGUAGUGUUGAUACUUCGCCAAAAGAAUCGACCAGCUAAAGCUAAAGUUCCAUUAAAGAGUGCCUCCAUGGGGUAGAACCUCCUCAGGGAAUAUAAGUUUUUCAUAAGGCUGAUCUUGAGCCGCCAUCCAAGCACGAAUACCAAUCAAUCCCCAAAACAGAAGAGGUUCUGUCCAAUACAAAAUAAACAUUCAGAUGUUCCAAACAUCACAGGUUCCGAUCACAAUCAAGUGAGUGUGAGGAGUUUCACCGGUUGAAUUAAGUGGAUCACUGUUCCCAUUUUUUCUUAGUGGUGAAGCAGACAAUAGAGAGGAGUCUGAGGGUUUAAAUUAUGCGGAAUCUAUUUGCUCUGUGAGGGGGAUGCUUUGUUCCCUUGUCAGCAGUUAAGGUGUUCUUAUUUGUUUGUCAAGUAAUUGAGAAGCCUGAUUUGAUCUUCUUCAUUCAUGGGUAACUAUUUUGCGAUUAUCGUUUCUUCCAAAUGUUCUAGUCUUUUUGUCAUAUGCGACUCUGGAUGGAGAAGAUGAGAUAGGACCAUACUCACUUUGUACCGUGUUCAGGGUUUAAUGGCAGUUGCUGGUUUUGGUAACUCAUAAGAUCUGUGCAGUGCACCAUUCUGGCAAUGCUAGUUGUAUUGGUUAGGGAGGGCUUAUUCUUCUGAUAAAGUUAAAUCCUGCUAUUUGAACUUGUAAUAGUUAGAUUCGCUAACUCUAACGUAUGUUCUAAGUAAGAAUUGCACCGAGAAACAGCUAGUUUUCGUAUCCCAUCUGGCAGACAGCUAUAUAUGGUUCGCUUUUGACAAGUUUUGCGGGCAGAUGAUGUCUUUCUUCGUGGUGAAGAAAGUUAGACAACCAUGCUGGCAUGUGGGAUGACUCGUGGGCACCAACUUUUCCCCUGGAUGACUUUUUGUUAUUUUUUGCAGUGGUGCCCUCACGCAUUCUGUUAAAGCGCUCGACAUCUCCCUGAAGAUCGAUACGGACUUGGCUCUCGAAGUCGGAAGGCG
Molecule: messenger RNA, 2760 nt
Organism: Syzygium oleosum
Lineage: Eukaryota; Viridiplantae; Streptophyta; Magnoliopsida; Myrtales; Myrtaceae
Product: quinolinate phosphoribosyltransferase [decarboxylating] 1a
Exons: 10
Coding region: 144-1151 (335 amino acids)
Biological process (GO): NAD+ biosynthetic process; quinolinate catabolic process
Cellular component (GO): cytoplasm
Molecular function (GO): nicotinate-nucleotide diphosphorylase (carboxylating) activity
Source: RefSeq, a predicted model, not a curated record